GUGGCCAUGUUUGUAAAGCAUGAAAUGAAGAAAUAUAGAUCCAAGAUGCCGUCUAAUUCUUUUGUGACAUUUGCAAUUAUUUUAAACAUAUCUGCUUCGAUUUCAAUUGUUUUACUGAACAAAUGGAUUUACACAGUUCACGGAUUUCCAAAUGUCAGCUUGACUUGUCUUCAUUUCAUCGUGACAACACUCGGACUUUACGUCUGUAAAAACCUCGACAUUUUCCAGCCUAAAAGUGUUCCUAUAUCUAAAAUGAUACCGCUAGCUCUGACAUUUUGUGGUUUUGUGGUGUUUACAAAUUUAUCCCUAGAGUCAAACACAGUUGGUACCUAUCAGCUGAUAAAGAUGUUGACGACGCCGUGUAUUAUGGUUAUACAGACACUGUUUUACAGUAAAUCCUUCUCCACUAGUAUCAGAUUAACAGUAGUUCCAAUAGCUCUAGGUGUCACUUUAUAUUCAUAUUAUGAUGUCAAGUUCAACUUGCUAGGGAUAUUCUAUGCUUCUAUAGGAGUGCUUGUUACAUCAUUAUACCAAGUGUGGGUGGGGGAGAAGCAACAUGAGCUUCAGAUCAACUCCAUGCAGCUCCUGUACUAUCAGGCUCCACUGUCGGCUUUCUUACUCAUGUUUGUGAUCCCCAUUAUAGACGGCCCUGUCUACAGUAUACACGGGGCCAUGGGACACUGGGAGAUCAGUACUCUGGGUGUGGUGUUUUUAUCUGGACUGAUUGCAUUCUGUGUGAAUCUGUCAAUAUUUUGGAUCAUUGGUAACACCUCUCCAAUGACAUACAACAUGGCUGGCCACCUUAAGUUUUGUGUUACCCUCUUAUUGGGCUGGUUCAUUUUCCAUGACUCGCUUACAUUUAUACAAAUGUCAGGAAUAGUUUUUACUCUAACAGGUGUCACGGCCUAUACACACCUGAAGCUGAAGGAACAGAAUCAAGUCUCGCCCCUGCCCUCGGUGGUCAGCAAGGCCUAGUGGUGGAGAAGUCCAUACACAGAUCUCCAGCAAAGUCCCAUUUACAAUGGAUGUACUGAUCACAGGAAAUUACAAGUAUUCUAUAUCAAGUUAGACUGUGCAAAUGCAUUUUAUUCUUUAGACUUCCAAAAUCUUCCAAAUCAAGAUUUUUUAAAUACUUAUUAAUAUGACACUGUGAAUGUGUUCAUGCUAGUUUAUCAGAACAUUUAGUAUCUUGUAUUUGUUAAUUGGCACAAUUGUUUAUGAUACUUUAUAAGAGCAACACUCUUGAGCAACAAUAUUCACCUGACCUCAACCUAUAUUUUAGUAAAAUUGUCACAGACACCUACAUAUAAAUUGACAGCAUAAUUUUCAAUGUCUUAAUACUGAAGGAACCCUACAGGAGAUUUGAAAUGUGAGAUAUUGUAGCUUGCUAAAUGAAGAAAAAGCUUCUGUUAUAUGACAGAAUACCUUCUGUUUGGUGCAUACAGUGUACUUUGUUUGUACUCAUAUGGUAUGUAAUGUAAUUUGUUUUAAUAUUACAUACACUUUGUAUUACUAUUUUGUAAAUUCAGUAAUUUUGUAUGUUUUUAAAUUCUACAAAACAUUUGCUUACUCACUAGAAAUCAAGUCAGCAUACAAAUGGUUAUAUAAUUCAUAGCUGAGAUAUAAAAGGCGAUCUUAAAAGAAUCUUAGAGAUGGGGAAAAUCAUGGCGUUAUUAUUUGAUAUAUCCCCAUUCUUAUGAAUAAAGACAUGAAUUCAAAACGUACUGAAUACUUUACAAAAGAAAAUAUAUGGCAUAAAAAAGUCAAGAUUACAUUUUCAUGAUUUUACCUUAGAAGCUAAACUUUACAGUUACUGUAUUAAAUAAAGAAGAGAGAUAGCUAACUAAAACUUCAAAGUUUUGCUUUUUAGAAAACAAGGGGGAAUAAAAUCUCAUUCAUAUGACAGUCUGUUUUUCGUGAAAAAUUAAUCUUGGUCAUAAUUUAAAAAAAAAAUCUAGGGCUUUCAUAUUUCACAUUUUACCUGUGACAAAACCUUUCCAAAUAUACCAUGACUUUUGACCUUGUGACCUUGACCUGACUAAACUGAAGUUCAACUUACUUUAAAUUUAAUCUUGGUUAUAACUUUUGAAUGAGAGAAGAGAUAGGACUUUCAUAU
Molecule: messenger RNA, 2116 nt
Organism: Saccostrea cuccullata (small rock oyster)
Lineage: Eukaryota; Metazoa; Mollusca; Bivalvia; Ostreida; Ostreidae
Product: solute carrier family 35 member E3-like
Exons: 6
Coding region: 7-975 (322 amino acids)
Cellular component (GO): Golgi apparatus
Molecular function (GO): antiporter activity; nucleotide-sugar transmembrane transporter activity
Source: RefSeq, a predicted model, not a curated record